AUGAAUGAAUUACAAAACUUUUGCCUUGAAGAACUUCAACCUAAAGAAGUUCAAUUAUUAAAUAAAUUACAUUGUUAUCUUCGUGGAAGUACUGAACAAGCAGAACAAGGUUUUGAAAUUAUGUCAGACGCAUUGGAGAAUGUUGGAUUUAAAAAUUUUUUAAAGAAAGUGAAACCAUCUUUAUAUACCGAUUGUUUAUUAUCAAGUGAGGUUGACAUAGUCAAUGCAACUCUUAACUUUCUUAUUUUAUUAAGUGAAGAAAAUGAAAUUUCAGAACAUGUAAUACAACAUGACAAUGAACUUGCAAAUAGAUUAAAUCCUUUAAUUUCAAAUGAAGAAACUAUUAUUGCUGCUCUUCAUGUCAUUAAUGGAUUUAUUUCUGUUGCAGAGAAAUUAGAUAGUGCUUUACCAAGAACUCCUAGAAACCACUCUAUAAAUUGUUCUAAUAUUUCACAAUUUAUUAUUCUUAUUCCUGCAUUAAAUAAACAUUUACAAACUUAUGAUCCGGUUCAAAUGUCUGUAUAUCAAUGUCUUAUCCAUAUUUUAAGAAUUCCAAAUGCAAAAUCAAUAUUUUUACGUGAAAAUGGUGCUGAAAGAAUUGUUGAUCUUAUUGCUGGUGGAAAUGAUAGUACUAAUUCAGGAUGUUCUCUUGUUAACACAAUACUAACAAAUGAAGAAGAACAUACUUGUAAUACUUUCAACUUAAUUCUUCUUAAAGCAAAUAUUAUUGCUUCAUUAUUAACAGAAUUAAAUAGUGAAACUGUUGGAGAAUGUUUAAAAACACUGGAAAUUAUGGCAAGGAGUAAAAUUGUAGUAAAUGCAAUUGCAGCAUCUCCAAAUAUUUUAUCUCUUAUCGAUUGUCUUAAAUUUCCACCAGAAGAACCUAAUACUAUAGACUCUUUAAAAGAUGCACUUGAAAUAAUUUCUUUGCUUGCUCAAAAUAAAACUGCAUUGACAAGGUUCAGAGAAGUUGGAUUUACAUUAGUUCUUUCUGAUUUAUUAUCUAAUUUUAAUGAAUUAAAUGAACGUAUGCAAAUAUUAUUAUUAUCUAGUUUAAUGGGUUGUACUUCAGAUGAACAUUUAAUGAAUGAAUUAAACAUUUAUAAUGUAGAAACUCUUUUAAAAUUAAUUUCACUACAAGGAAUUGCUAAUGAUAUCAAGACUAAAAUUCUUACUCAAUUUGUUUAUUUUAAACAACACCAACCCAUUAUAGAACCAACUCAAAUUACUUUAGAAAGUGCAAAACAAGAAGAAGAACUUAAGAAUAUGGAAAAGGCUAUGGAUAUUACUAAAAAAAGAUUAUACCAAUAUGAAACAACUCAUUUUCCUUUACAUAAUACUUCUCAACCAGAAGACUCGACUCUAAAUUCAUCUACAAACUCUAACCAAGAAAACCAAAAUGAAAUUAGUGAACAACAUAAAGCAAUGAGAGUACCAAGAAAAACAUUGGCUCAAAGAAAGAAGAGAAACGCUAUAAUUAUGAAAGGGUUCCAACUUGAAGAAUUAGCAGAACAUUAUGGAGAAAGUAUUCCUCCUGAAUCAUCUGUAAUAACCCCUCGAGUAUUAAAAAUAUCAGAAGAAAUGAAACAAAAUGAAAGUAAUUCUAUCCAGAGUACAUCUCCACAAGUUAGUAUUAAUACAACGACAAAUACAAAAGAUAUUCAGAAACAAGAAAGUGUUAAAGUAAUAUCACCAAGAAAUAAACAAGAACAAAAUGAAAAUAGGUAUAAUGAAGAAAAUAAAUUAUUAUGUGAUAGGUUAAGUUUAAAUAGAAUGAAAAUGCCAUCUAUUGAUUUAAUUUCAGCAGAAGGAAAUAAAGAACAACUAACUUUUGUGUCUCAAUUAAAUGCACAAUCAAAAAAUAGAGGAGUUUGUUUAAAUGAAUUAUAUGAAAGUCAAGUGUCUUUUAAUAAAUCAAUGAAUAAAAUUGUUACAGUGGUUAUCCCUCAAUUAAUUAAAAUUAAUAAAGAAGUUGCAAGUAUUUUUCUAUCAUUUGAACAAUUAGCCAAAUUUCAUCAACAAUUAGAAGUUGAUUUAAAAGAACUUGUUGAUAAUAAUCAGAAUUAUGAUGUUGAUGUUUGUGAUGUUAUUAGUAAAAUGUUAAAUAAUAGUGAGUUUAUGAAAGAGUAUGAAAAGUAUUGGAUUAAUGUUGAAAUGGAUAAAGUUAGAACAUUAAGAGAACAACCAGAAAUAUCAAAAAAAUUAAAAGAAUUUGAUAAAGAAGGAUUAAUUGUUGAAAAAUUAAUCCUUCUUCCAAUGGAUAGAUUUAGAAGAUUUGUUCCUAUUAUUGAUGCAUUUAUUCAUAAUACACCAGAUUGUUGUGUUGAACAUGAUAAUAUAGUUAAGGCAUAUAGUGAUAUUGUUUAUUUAAUUUCAUUUUUUGAUGAAAAAAGACAAAUACAACAAGGAUUAGCUAAAAUAAAGAAAUUACAAAAAGAAGUAGAAGGAUUUGAUAUUAUUGGAGUUGUAUUAUCUGAUAUUCAAUUAUGUGUAAAAGUAGGAAAAAAACCAGAAACUUUAAAAGUUAUUGUUGUCGGACAAGAUAAUGGUAUUAUACAAAUGGUUGGUAUUAAAAAGAAAAAGAAAACAUUAAGUGUUAAAUGGAAAUAUACUAUUGAUAAAUCCACAAUGUUAAUUCCUAAUGAUAAUAAAAUUACAAUUACAACAAAAGACCAAACAGGAAAAGCUUGUGAAAUAAUUCUUACAUUUAAAUUUUUAAGAGAGUGUGAUGAAUGGUAUCAAAUGGUUCUUAAAACAUUAAACAAUUGUUAA
Entamoeba dispar SAW760 is the source of this 2772-nucleotide messenger RNA. RefSeq lists its product as uncharacterized. Gene Ontology annotation, molecular function: guanyl-nucleotide exchange factor activity. NCBI's taxonomy places the organism in Eukaryota, Evosea, Mastigamoebida, Endamoebidae. The coding region runs from base 1 to 2772 and encodes 923 amino acids. The transcript has a single exon. The record is from RefSeq and is a predicted model, not a curated record.